This is a messenger RNA of Lineus longissimus, 10063 nucleotides long. RefSeq lists its product as uncharacterized. Gene Ontology annotation, biological process: protein deubiquitination. Gene Ontology annotation, molecular function: cysteine-type deubiquitinase activity. The coding region runs from base 286 to 6261 and encodes 1991 amino acids. Lineage: Eukaryota; Metazoa; Nemertea; Pilidiophora; Heteronemertea; Lineidae. The transcript has 17 exons. The record is from RefSeq and is a predicted model, not a curated record.
GCUGACCCAAAUGAUAGUGUGUGAAUAAUUUUGUGCUCGUAUUUUCACCUUUAUUUCCUAUUUACUGGAUUUAUUUCUGCACCAAAGGGAUUCUCUUACAUGUAUUCAAGAAGGGUUGUGGAAAAGUUCGAUGGAAUGCCAAUGUCUAAUAUCUGUAUCACUCUUAUGAUUCAUUCAACACAAUGAAAUAGACAAUGAGCUCGGAAACGAUUAUCAAACGUGAUGAUAUUACCCAUGGGGUAACUUAUAUAGGAAUACCCCCGCUGCAAAGAUUGUGAAUACAAAAUGUCGAAGAUGAUGCCAUCCCGUAGCCGGAUGUCGUAUACCUGCACCAAAGGCCUGCAGAAUGCGCCUGGAGAAAACAACUGUUUUCUCAACUGCGCUGUUCAGGUAUUAUGGCAUUUGGAUGUAUUCCGGCGAAGUUUUCGAAUAUUAUCGGGCCACGCCUGUCUUGGCCAUUCGUGCAUAUUCUGUGCACUCAAGGUGAUUUUUACGCAGUUUCAAUUCAGCGAUCAAACUGUGCUGCCCCCAGAUCGGCUCCGUAAGGCCCUCGCGGAGAGUUUUGUCGACCAGCAACGAUUCCAGCUGGGAAUCAUGGAUGACGCUGCAGAAUGCUUUGAGAAUAUCCUCUACCGCAUCCACUACCACAUUGCCCACGAAGAAAAUGAGGACAAGUGUCAGGUCCCCCAUUGCAUCCCUCACCAGAAGUUCUCACUGCAAGUUGUUGAGCAGAUCGUGUGCCCGUGUGGAGCCUCAUCAGAACCCUUGCCCUUCAAUCAGAUGGUGUUGUACGUCUCUGCUUCUGCUUUGGCUUCUCAAGCAAGCGGGCUCAUGGAAGAGGAAGGACACUACUGCGAUCCGUCCGAAAAGUUCAGUAUGUUGGUUGGGCGAGCCCAUACUUCUGGUGAUUACAGGGAAUGUCCAAGUGCAUGUGGAAGGAAGGUCCUCAUCCGAAGGAACUUGAUGAACAACCCAGACAUCCUGAGUCUUGGGCUGAUCUGGGAUUCAGACCGGCCAUCAUUUGAUCAGAUCCUUGAUGUUGCGGAGACGAUCGGAACGAAUAUCCGCCUCACAGAUUUGUUCAACUUUGUCAAAGAUGGCGACGCGAGACACACUAACUAUCAGCUCAUGGGCAUCGUCUGCUACUAUGGGAAACACUACUCAACCUUCAUGUGGCAUACAAAGUCAAGUGCCUGGAUAUAUUUUGAUGAUGCCACCGUCAAGGUGAUGGGGCGUAACUUCCAGGACGUUAUCGACAAGUGCUGUAAGGGGCGCUACCAACCGUUGCUGCUGAUGUACGCCAACCCAGAUGGUCAGGCGAUUGAUCCCACUACGGCCCCAAAAGCGACUUACCCAGUUUCUGAAAAAAUACAGCCAAGACACAGCAGAACCUCCAGCCGUGAUCGCAGCCUUAGCCCAGACAAUCUACUCGCUCAUCCUCCGAAUCCACAAGGUGGAAAAGAUCAGGCGUCGAGUGACCUAAAUGCUGCCCAGAGGCGUGCUGUCACCCCCACACCAUGGGAAACCAAGGAGCAAGUAUUAGCGCCAUCAAGACGAGCUGUCACACCCAGUCCUGAGUGGGGACGCUACGAUGGUGAUGAUGACGAUGCUAAGCGACAGAAGAAACCAAUGGUAGAACAUCAUCGGCAGGGAAGUUUCCUUAUCGCCAUUUCAGGGAACUUGGAGCCAACUGGUGAAAUUCCUCUUGAUGCUGAUCGAUCUAAGAAGCAAUAUGUAGGUCAGCCUGGAAAGCAGGUUGGGACUAAUCAAUAUGGCAAGUUGAAGACCCAGCGUACUGGUAUGCAGGUGCAGCCGAUGGAGACGAUAUAUGCUAAGACACGAGCAGGUGACCAAGUUGAUGGUGGAUAUAGCAGAAUGAAUUCUAAUGUUGACCAGAAUGCUCCACCGAUGCAAAGUGGUCAGUACAUCCCCACUGGGUAUAAUAUGAAUUAUGGCGGUAAAGCUGGGUGCACGCCGGGUUACGGACAUGUCGACAGUGUGCAACAACAACAACAACCCCCAAAGCCGCAGGUUGCGGUGAAGGAAAAGCACAAACCUGCACCACUACAGCGGAAGAACUCCAAUAGUAGUCAUGGCAGCAGCCCCUCAAGGCACAAGAGAACAAAGUCUAUGGACUCUAAAACAUCAGAAAAAGAUAUCAAUGACGCAUAUGGUUACACUAUGUCGGGGCAUGGUCACAAGAGGUCAGGAAAAGCACCCGAUUCUCCGAAAUCCCCAACCGGUGCCUGGGAUCCUAAGUUUCUCACUAAAGUGGCUGAAAUCCAACGGAAGGAGAGUUUCAAGAAAGGUAGAGGGAGGGUAGGAGCAGACGUGAUUCGAGGUUAUGUCAAUCCCGAUGAGGUGCCCAGUCCAGAAGAUGGCCCAAAAGAUGGCAUUGUGAAGAGUAGUUCGGCUGAUAAUCUGAUUGUGACACCUACCAAGAAAGUAGUCCGGGCGCAUUCCGUAGAUGAUAACCUGACCUCGCAUGCUAGUUCACGGGACGCUACCUACGGGAGGGCAAAAUCUAUUGAUGGUGGCCUGCAUGGUCCUCAGCAGCAUGGAACAUUCAUGCGAGCAAAAUCAGUUGAAGGAAACUUGCACCAAUAUCCAGGAAAUGCACCAGCUGUCUUACAAGACCCGCCAAAGAAAGCGUUGGGUUCCAGGACCUAUGACGAUUCGUUCAUGGUCCACACUGGUACUUUUGUGGAGAAUGGUUUUGCUAGCUUGCCACGUCCGAGGCGAAAGACUGCCAAUGAUUCCCAUACUUAUGUCAACGUUGAUGACCUUCCCCCGGCAAAGGAAGAACCACGAUCUACUCAGAAGAUGAAUUUGCUCAACUCGCAGACAAGUGUUCAGAGUGGUGGGAGUGAUUCUGGAAAGUCUGACCAGGAUGUUGGAGGGGCGUACAUAAACCGCAAAGCAGUUGAGAACAUCCUGAAGAUGCAGCAAGGCAUGCGGGGCCAGUUGGCACCAGGGUUGAAGAAGCAGAAUACCAAGGGGCCUUUGAAAGCCCAGGCGCCAUUAACAGUAAUCAACAGCAACCAGGGAAAUAAGAACUUGCAGAAUGUACCGAGUAAUGUACGGGAGACGUUAAAAGUUGACAUCCCAGAUACGUCUUCGUUAGGAUCACACCAAGAUUCCGGUUAUCGGAGCAAUGAAAGUGGAACAAGUGGGGACCGUAACAGCGCCAGUUCGGCCAGCAGUAUGUCCGUAGAUUCUCCUACCGUUUCUUCCUCUGCGACGCAGCAGCCUCGUAAUGUGUUCCUGGCAUCUCAAGGGAAUGUUUACACCAUGUCGCGACAACCGUACCGACAGACCAGUCAAGAAGUAAAGACGCAGAGUGGCUCAGGAAGUAGUAAAUCAUCCACACCAAGGGACGACAGCCCAUUGGACAAUCAGCAAAAAGACUUGGUAGAUGGUAACCGAAAUGACAUGUCGACCCAGGGGUUGCUGAUACGGGCCAAUCUGAAUCAGGUUCCUGGCACCAAUAAUGGCAUCAACAUGGAGAAUCUUGACCCGUCGUCUUACGAGAAGCUAGGUUUCAAGAGCCAUUUCGAUCACUUGCUGCUGAUGGCGGAAGACCUUAUGCUGAAAUCGACUGAGAAGGAAAAUAAAGAUGACAUGAGCACUGCUCUGCAGCUAUGUUCACAAGCGACAUUGUCAUUAAAACAGGCCAUGGACAUCCCCUACAUUGAUUACCAAUCGUUCAUGCACGCCCAGCUCAAGCAUAACACCUGUGUCAUGAGAAGCAAGGGGUUGCAUCGUAAUAUUGUAACGAGGCAGGAGUCGAACCACUCGACACAAAGCGACAUCAGUGUUGGAGACCAACAGAGCAUCAGCUCAAUGAGCACUGAUACAGACAGCCAUGAGGGAACACCUAGUUAUCCGCAAGGACUCAAGCAGAUGACCAAGUCUCAGUCGACAGGCACACUUCCCAAAUCGUCAGCCAGCUAUCAAAUGACGCAUUCAACAUCGACAUCUGGUCAGUUCUCGCAAGCUGGACAGAACACGUUGGAACGACAGAAUCGUAAUAUGGUGCAGUCGAAGACUGGGCCGCGUGUGACUGCUAUGAAGCCACAAUUGAAUCCAGGUGGACAGCAGAUGACUUCAUUCAAAGAUCCAAUGCCGCAGCAGUUGUUAAAUAUUCAGCGGGAUUCGGAGCGGGAUAGUGAUUCAAGUCAUAGCAGCUCGAUGAGCAUCCCAAAAAGUGGAUCAGAAAGUGGUGUUUAUAGUGUGCGGGAAAGAAAACUGAAACGACACACAGGACCUGUCAAGGCGACGCAACCUCAUGGGAUGGUGGCGGGAAAUUCUAAUAGGAUUAUGGCGGGAAAUGUUCCAAGGAGUAAUUCAGUGGAUAAUGCGUUGUGCACUGAUGAAAGUGGUCGGACUUAUGAUAUUUACGCAACGUUACCCAAGAAGGGUUCAAAACGUGAACAGGCAAUGAAAGCUGAACAGGCCAAGCAGCAGAAGUCAAAGAACGUCGAGGUCUACCUUGAUUAUUUGAGUAAGCAAAAAGCAACGACGAUGAAAAGUAGUCAGGUUAUGCAGGUCAGCAAGGUUGACGAUAUUGAUGAUUUACCCCCACCACCGCCAGAGAUGUUAGUGGGAUUCCACCAGAAGACUGAUAGCAAUGUUUCUAAUAAUUCUAAUGCUUCUAAUGAUUCUCAGAAAAAUGCAAAAAAUCUGGUUUAUCGGACGUUACCGACGAAGGAUGUUACAAACAGACAAGGUCAGGGGGUGCGUCAUCCACAACCGGGACAGCAAACAUUAGAGAAACAGCGGUCGACACAGGAUAAACGGAAGAUGCCACCCCCACCACCUGUACGGCGUUCAUCUCUGAAUCCCGAUGAAAAUAGUAAACAAAAUGAACAAGGUCAAAAUGCAUCAAGUGGUCAGCCGCCUGUGCGUAUGAAUUCUGAAGGAUCUAAGUUCGAAUCUGGUGCUAAAUCAAACCAAGCUCAGCUUGGCCGUCAAAUCUCUGCUCCUGCCCCUUCGGGCUACUAUCACUACCAUGACCCUGCUGCCCUUGGGAUACAGACCAGUGUGGCCUCCCAGGGGAGGCAAGGACCUAAUGUUAAUGUGCCAAAUAGUGUGUCUCAGCCUCAGCAACGGACUUCUGCACACAAUCCUAUACCAGUCAUGCAGGCUGAUGGACGUUAUUCAAAUGCCACCAGUCGGACAUUAGACAGUCGGCAGCAAUCUCAUUAUGCCCCUUGUGGACAGUCUUUGGUGAAUCAUGGUCAAGGUCAUAGGCAGCAGGGUCAAGGACAAUAUGUGUCACAGGGUCAAGGACAAUAUGUGCAGCAUCCGAGUCAGUCAUCUCAGAGGCAGCAGUUGGAUACGCGGUGGAAUGUCAACAUGCACAAAGCUGUUCCAGAUUUGACUCACUGCCCAAGGUGUCGGAAAAACGACAGUUGGAUCCCGGAGACGAAUGUGUGUAUAAAUUGUGACGUCCGGGGCAAGAGCAAGGGCCCCAAGCAUCUGCCAUCCAAUGGAAUUAUGAAGAAGUCCAAGUCUCAGUCGCAUUUAAAUUAUCCAGAUGAUCACGGAGGAACGAUCAUGACCGCGUUAAGAUGUGAACAAGGUGUUUCUACGAUUCCCAAUAUAAAACAGCUCAGAAAACCGUCCGAUUCAAGUAAUCCGUCAAAAACCUUUACCAGUUCUCCCGACCUUCUCGACCUCAAUCCGGCCAUUAUCUCUCCCGACGAAGGCAUCCAUUCAUUAUCUAGUGAUAACAGUAAACAAUCGUCCACAGACUCUGAUUUCAACGGGUGCAUGCGCUCCGUCAAAGAAAUCGCUCUCAGAUUUGAGCAUGUUGAAUUGGGUAAAGGCAUAACUGCCAAGCAAGCAGCAAUGGCACAUCUUCAAGCUGCGGCUCGCCGCGCACAAAUGGCAAGAAAAGGAAAAUCAGCCCUCACAAAGAAAAAGGACAGGAAGCAUCGUAAGAGUGUAACAUUUGCGGACACCAUCGCUGAAGACGUCGUCAAAACUGCCGAGAAAAAAGCGUCCGAGAAAGAAAAUCCGGAUAGCCCGGUGGAAAAACAGGCAGCGGGUUAUGACUCGGAUUAUGACGAGGACACUAGCGACUCCUGUGACAGCGAUGAUGAGCAAUGUUCCUCGCGAUGUAUGUUGUGUCGGAAACGACGGGUGGAGCCACCUUUUGUCUAUUGUAAAGAUUGUGAAUCGUACAUGCAGCGAUUUUUGCCUCAGCCUGAGCCAGCUAGCGAUGAUGGUUAUGAUGGUGAGGUGAAGACGGUUUAGAGUUUUUCACUCGGAAAAGCAAAGCCAGAUGAAAUUUUAUUUUUGAUACGUUUUUAUCUUUACCAUCAAGCUGCAUUGCAUACAGAGUGUGUUGACCUUAAAACUUUAGGGGAUAUCAAGAAUUGUAAGAGUGAGAAAGUAGUUCUCUCAUUCUCUGAAUGCAAGCCCCUCUAUUAAGGACAAUGAUUUGUUCCAUUCAGUUUAACCUCCCUAUUCAGGACAGCAUUCCUUAUGGAGAUGUUCCAUGAUAGACAAGGGUAAAUUCUUGAAAAUGAGUUCUGCUGAUUUAAUAGAAGUCUGUAUCAUUCUUGAUAUCCCUCGGAAGAUGCCUUAGGUCAUGUCAUCCAUCCAACAUUUCAUCGUCAAGUUCUAGAGUGGAACCUGCUGCAAAAUCCAGAUGAUCUCCUAUAUUGAUUUGUCAUAUUCGUACCACUUGUAACUAUUUAAGGAAGAAGUCUAUUUGUAGUUAGACUUUUUAGAUGAUAGGCCUAGCAUAGAUCUGGUGUUUUCACUGUUGGAACCUUCAGGAGUCUUUGAGCGAUUCCAUGACUGUUUUGAAGGGGGUUAUAGGCAGGAGCUCGGGGACCAGUGUACCCUGUAAGGGCAAUUGCAUCCUGCUUGAUGAGUCCUCCUUCAAGCGUGAAUUGUGCUGACGUAUUUGUGAAAUCGUAGAGACAGCUAUUGGUGACUUUGUUUUACUUCACCUGGCCCACUUUGCUCCUGCCUAGUCUCCCAUUAAGAGCGUUUUCACUCAGCCAGGUUCAAUUCACGAGUAAACUUGGGAGAGCAGAGGACAGCACCUACCUUCUUCAAGACCUCCGCUCCAGAGAGUUCAACACUGAAAACAUAACACAGUGCUAAUAUGAGUAAAGUUUUGUUGAGUUGUCCAGUGAAGUUUGGUGUUUGAAUUGUUCGUGUACAUUGUUGUCCUGCCAUGAUUUCUCUUUGUUGUAAUCGUCCAUAAUGUUGCAUAUCAGUUGUACCAGGUGGUGCCGGUAGUCCAGCGAUAUACCGGGCCGCCCAGUCCAUCCACCAAUAUCAAUAAACAUAUCAAAUGUUUCUAAUUCUGUAUAUUCCUGCCAUUGUAAUCCUGUAUAUCUUAUAAUGUGUAUUCCUGCCUCGUAAUUUUGUUUCUAUUGUAUAAUCCGGCCGCCUCAUGCACUUUCAUUCCAGACUGUCCAUAAUUCCGGCCUAUCGUCUGUCCAAUAAUCCUGCCUUUCUUUUCAGUUCUCGCCUCGAUUUGUCCUGAAUUGGCUAAAGUUACACAAUCACUUGAUUUCUAGUGAUGAUAACAUAUCGUAUUAAUAUUUAACUGAGAUUUCAGCAUAUCAGUUACCUCCAGCCAUUUGUUCAUUGAUAACUUUUCGAUAUUUAAGAUUUAGAAACGCAGAUUUAUCAUAAAAGUUCAGAUUCUACAAAUAUUCAAUGAAUUCUACGAGAACAUUCCAAUUUUGUGUAAAUUAGUAAGAUUGCAUGGCAUAUGGUCCAAUUUCAACAUAAUUUGCUUGCCAGUUAGAAAUUUUGUAUUUUGUCAAAGAAAUUCUAAACGACAGGUUGCGUCCAAUAUUCAUUGCCACUACCUCUGCUACUUAACCAUAAAUUUUCACAAUGAUCGUUAAUUUUGGUUAAAGGUUUCAAGCCCUUAUUUGUCCGGCCUUGCUUGAUGAGUCCAUUUCGCAUGCCUGUGGACGUCCAAUUUGAUAAUUAUAACCUGUGAGUAUACCAGUUAAAGAAAUUGAUCGAUGCUAUUAAUAAUUAAUAAAGAUGCAUUCUACCGAACUAACGGCUUCCAUGACUUUUUCAAGGGCAAAUGUUUGGUAUAACGUUAUCUAAAGACUGAAAAAUGUUUUGUAAUUUUUUGGAAGAUUGUUGUUAAUAUGUCGAAGACUAAUAUCAUUAUUUUACAGCCUAAUAAUAUAAAGUCACAGUAGGUUUGUUAUGAAUUGCAUAAUUUGUAAAUUUUGGUUUCAAAUUUUUAAAAAGUAUUGCAUGAAAUUUAAAAGAAAACAGCCUGAUAAUUUGAAUUAUAUCACAUUGAUGAUAAAUUGUAUGAAUAAUAAUAAUCUGGAAAGUUUGUAAAUAUUUGUUCGAAAUUGAAAUCUUUGGACAAACAUUGCAUGAAAUAUGAAAGAAUGCAGUAAAUGUAGUAAAAUGCAUUAAUGAAUUUAUUUUCAGAAAGAUGAUGUUUAUUUUGGUCUGAAUUUUUCUUCUGUUUCGAUCAUUAUCAGCUUUGGACAGCUUGAUAUCUGGGGUCACUCAAAUCAUCUGAUGAUAGCAUAUAUUUAAUUUGGGGUCUGAUUUUUGAGAAACAUUUGAAUAUUUGUUUCAGUGAGGGGGGGGGCUUGGUUGUUUUACACACAACUCAUAUUCAAACUUAUUGAAUAUUCCCACUUAUCUUCCUAGAGAUUUUCCUCUAGACACUAGUACUGUCGGAACUCUGUCCUUACAAAAUAACUCGAAGACGCACAUAUAUUUAAAUUUAAUUUCGUCUUUAUCUGUCUAAAGAUUGUAAUGUUUCCAAGUUGGUGCUAGUCGCAAUUGUAUAAUAAUUAUUAAAAUCUGUAAUCAUUUGUGCAAUUAUCCUUGAGUAACGAUAUCAGCACAAGCUUAAUGUUCAUCUGAAAAUGAAAAUAAGGAGUACUUUGGAGAACAUUCUGAAGACAUACUUCAAAAUGGGUCCAGGUGAUAUUGACAUUAUUUCUGUCUGGAAGGGGGGGGGGCAGAAAUCCAAAUUAUUUUUGGUAUUUAAAGUUACGAAAAUGUACAAGAAAGGUAAAAACUUUCAGCUCCUUGAGAGUUAUUGCCCUGUGCUUUUCAUUGGGGCUUUGGUCCAAUCCUCUCUUAUUUUUCAUACCAGAAUCUCAACAGUUUUGUGCAUGUUGUUCAGUUUGGUGAUGCUGACUUGUGAAAUGUGGCACUUUUGACUAAAUGUUUUAGUUUAUUUAAGACAUUGUACAUAGGCUAGUUAGAUUACACAUCAUAGGAAAAAUUGGAAGGUUUCUUUAGGAAAAGUUUACAAAUUGUACAGAUUAUGUAUUUUGAUAUUUGAAUGGUUAAUUUAGAUGAAAUUUCAAUAUUGGUGAAACUUGCUGUUGGAACUUAGAUUAAGAUUUAGUUGACAAGCUUCGUGUGUCAGCAGGCAGCAUGUUAAAUAUUUUUCGAUGCAUUUUUUAACCUGCUGGACUCGAGCGAAAUUGAAAUGUAAUUAUACUGUAAUACCAAAUUUGAUUAAUUUCAACUGAGUUAUGUUUAAUGUGGCUUAUGUCCAUUGUCGAAGAAUGCAGGUUUUUCAUACACAUGUGUACCAUUGAUGAAGUUAAAGAUUAUAUUUUGCAGAGCUUAACACUUUUAGAAGCGGGAGCUGCCAUAUGAUGGUCCAUUGUGCUGAAUGUAUGACAUUUAUAUUCAUCUACAUGAUUUUUACACUACAAAGUUAAGAUUUUACGAGACGAAUUAAAGUCUAUAACUAAAUCGUAAUAACAAAAAGAUUAACACAUCUUUUAUGAAAAAAAAUUGUUUCUUGUAAAAUUAAAAAAUCAUAAAAAUGGUUCAUUUCUGAUGGCUUCCUGAGUGUUAAGUGGAUGUUCUAGUCUAUUGGCCAUUUGGGCAUUUGUAUUCUAUUAAAACACCAAAUUUGAUUCAUAUAUUAUUCUUAAGAUUGUUUUUAAACAGCAUCAAACUGAUCUUAACGAGAAAUCACUUCUCUAAGUGCUACACACACUUUCAGUUUUGGAAAAACUUUUGUACAAGACAAGGUUGACUUGUCAAAAUUUGUUUAGAAUAAAGGUUUGCAUUCUAGAAA